This is a messenger RNA of Babjeviella inositovora NRRL Y-12698, 1920 nucleotides long. It is a transcript of the gene SSC1, whose product is annotated as Hsp70 family ATPase. Gene Ontology annotation, biological process: cellular response to unfolded protein; protein refolding. The coding region runs from base 1 to 1920 and encodes 639 amino acids. Lineage: Eukaryota; Fungi; Ascomycota; Pichiomycetes; Serinales. Gene Ontology annotation, molecular function: heat shock protein binding; misfolded protein binding; ATP binding. The transcript has a single exon. Gene Ontology annotation, cellular component: mitochondrion; cytoplasm. The record is from RefSeq and is a predicted model, not a curated record.
AUGUUGGCCCGUAACUCUAUUAGAACUACUCAACGUAUCCCAGCCGUGGGCCGUUACAACUCCAAGGUCCAAGGUGCCGUUAUCGGUAUCGAUUUGGGUACCACCAACUCCGCCGUUGCCAUCAUGGAGGGUAAGGUCCCAAAGAUCAUUGAAAACGCCGAAGGUGCCCGUACCACUCCAUCUGUUGUUGCCUUCACCAAGGAUGGUGAACGCUUGGUUGGUAUCCCAGCCAAGCGUCAGGCUGUCGUUAACCCAGAAAACACCUUGUUCGCCACCAAGCGUUUGAUCGGUCGCCGCUUCGAUGACCACGAGGUCCAGAAGGACAUCAAGCAGGUCCCAUACAAGAUCGUGAAGCACAGCAACGGUGACGCCUGGUUGGAGGCCCGUGGUGAGAAAUACUCCCCAUCGCAGAUCGGUGGCUUCGUCCUCAACAAGAUGAAGGAAACCGCUGAGGCUUACUUGUCCAAGACCGUUACCAACGCCGUUGUUACGGUUCCAGCUUACUUCAACGAUGCCCAGAGACAGGCCACCAAGGACGCCGGUCAGAUCGUCGGGUUGAACGUUUUGCGUGUGGUCAACGAGCCAACCGCCGCCGCUUUGGCUUACGGUUUGGAAAAGGCCGACGCCUCUGUCGUUGCCGUCUUCGACUUGGGUGGUGGUACCUUCGAUAUCUCCAUCUUGGACAUCGACAACGGUGUCUUCGAGGUCAAGUCCACCAACGGUGACACCCACUUGGGUGGUGAGGAUUUCGACAUUGUCCUCGUCAGAUACUUGGUCGAGCUUUUCCAAAAGGAAACCGGCAUCAACUUGGAGGGUGACCGUAUGGCCAUCCAGCGUAUCAGAGAAGCCGCCGAGAAGGCCAAGAUCGAGUUGUCUUCCACUAUUGCCACCGAGAUCAACUUGCCAUUCAUCACCGCCGACGCCUCCGGUCCAAAGCACAUCAACAUCAAGCUCACCAGAGCCCAGUUCGAGUCUCUCGUCGAGCCAUUGAUCAAGAAGUCUGUCGAGCCAGUCAAGAAGGCCUUGAAGGAUGCCGGUUUGGCCACCUCCGAAAUCUCCGAGGUCAUCUUGGUCGGUGGUAUGACCAGAAUGCCAAAGGUUGUCGAAACCGUCAAGGCCUUGUUCGGUAGGGAACCAUCCAAGGCUGUCAACCCAGAUGAGGCCGUUGCCAUUGGUGCCGCGAUCCAGGGUGCCGUCUUGUCCGGUGAGGUCAAGGACGUCUUGUUGUUGGAUGUUACCCCGUUGUCUCUCGGUAUUGAGACCUUGGGUGGUGUCUUCACCAGAUUGAUCCCAAGAAACACCACCAUUCCAACCAAGAAGUCCCAGGUCUUCUCCACUGCCGCCGCCGGCCAGACCUCUGUCGAAAUCAGAGUCUUCCAGGGCGAACGUGAAUUGACCCGUGACAACAAGUUGAUUGGUAACUUCACCUUGUCUGGGAUUCCACCAGCUCCAAAGGGGGUUCCACAAAUCGAGGUCUCCUUUGACAUUGACGCCGAUGGUAUCAUCAACGUCUCUGCCAGAGACAAGGGUACCAACAAGGAUGCGUCCAUCACCGUUGCCGGCUCUUCCGGUUUGUCCGACGCCGAAAUCGAAAAGAUGGUUUCCGACGCUGAGAAGUUCGCUGACUCCGACAAGGCCAGAAGAGAGGCUGUCGAAAACUCUAACAAGGCUGACCAGCUCUGUAACGACACCGAGGCCUCCUUGAAGGAGUUCUCCGAAAAGGUUGACAAGGUGCAGGCCGAUGCUGUCACCAAGCAGAUUGCUGAAUUGAGAGAAUUGGUUGCCAAGGCUCAGUCCGGUGAAGAAGUUGACCCAGCUGAGUUGAAGACCAAGACCGAGGAGUUGCAAAACGCCUCCAUGAAGGUCUUUGAACAGAUGUACAAGAACAACGCUGAGUCUUCCGAAGAGCCAAAGAACUAA